Molecule: messenger RNA, 606 nt
Organism: Oxyura jamaicensis (ruddy duck)
Lineage: Eukaryota; Metazoa; Chordata; Aves; Anseriformes; Anatidae
Product: cornifin-B-like
Exons: 2
Source: RefSeq, a predicted model, not a curated record
CGUGUCACCGUGUCACCAUGUCACCACAUCCCCAUGUCACUGUGUCACCAUGUCACCCUGUCACCAUGUCACCAUGUCACCUUGACACCAUGUCACCCCGUCACCCCGUCACCUUGUCACCCUGUCACCGUGUCACCCUGUCACCAUGUCACCGUGUCACCAUGUCACCGUGUCACCAUGUCACCGUGUCACUACGUCACUGUCAUCACUGUCCACGUCACCAUGUCACUGUCACCAUGUCACCGUGCCAUGUCACCCAAUGACCAUGUCACCGUGUCACUGCAUCACGUCACCAUGUCACUAUAUCACCAUGUCACUACGUCACUUUGUACCUAUGUCACCAUGUCACCACGUCACUGUGUCACCAUGUCACUCUGUCACCACAUCACUUUGUCACCGUGUCACCACGUCACCGUGUCACCAUGUCACCACAUCACUCUGUCACCGUGUCACCAUGUCACCGUGUCACCAUGUCACUGUGUCACCACAUACCUAUGUCACCAUGUCACCCCGUCACUAUGUCACCAUGUCACUCUGUCACCCUGUCACUCUGUCACCAUGUCACCAUGUCCCUAUGUCACCAGGUACCUAUGUCCCCACGUCACC